Molecule: messenger RNA, 2633 nt
Organism: Pogonomyrmex barbatus (red harvester ant)
Lineage: Eukaryota; Metazoa; Arthropoda; Insecta; Hymenoptera; Formicidae
Biological process (GO): regulation of transcription by RNA polymerase II
Cellular component (GO): nucleus
Molecular function (GO): protein binding
Source: RefSeq, a predicted model, not a curated record
UCGCGCAGGCGCGUCCCGUCGGCCAUCCGCGAGCUCCGCGAGCGAAUCUGCCCAUCUAUAUCCUCUUAUUUAUACUGUGCUCUUGGCAGACGCGAUCAUCGGGGUGCGAGUCAAAUCGCGAGGCCAAUGUCGUGUAAGGCCGUCGGUUUCGCUGACCAACGAUCUCGCCGGCGUUUCAUGAGCCUCGACGGGGCACGUGCGAACGCGCGACAUUAUUGCCGGCGAUCAGCGAUCUACGAUCGCAUGCAUCCGCAUCAACGACGUUACGACGAACGCGUCUCACCUCUACAAUCUAUGCCUGACCGCGGGAAGGACGCCGCCGUUGCCCGAUCGCAGAUGCGCACGUCGACGACGAUCUCGUCCGUACCGUAACCAUGGUUGAGAUACCAAAGGAUUGCGUCUUGCAGUGGGCUGGCCACGCGGGAUAUAUUACAGAAAGAUUCAGUGGUCUUUUGGCACGUCAGGCUCUAGUCGAUGUCACUUUGAUCUGCGACGAACAAAAACUACGUGUUCACAAGCUGGUUUUAGCUUCGAAUAGUAUUUACUUUGAGGAGAUACUACAACAAGAUUUGGGACAAGAGCCAAUUAUACUUUUAAAAGACUUGGACUUUAAAAUUUUGAAGGCCAUGGUCGAAUUCAUGUAUUGCGGCGAAACUACGAUAUCUCAUCAGCAUUUAUCAUCCUUACACACUGCGGCACAAAUUUUUAAGGUUAAAGAAUUGGAAUCUGUGAUCGAUACUAUUGUUGAUUCCAAGAAAAUUUUAGACGAUUUUGGAAGUUGCCUAAAGCAGCAGAAAGGAGAUUGUAGUUUAACGAUUGCGAACAAUUCGCUUACGGAGAGUGAUUACGUCUGUGUUAGAUAUGAUAAACUAAGCAUGGACGAGAAUACAACAGUCUGUGCAAAUAGCAAUAACGACAUAAGCUCAAGUAAGAAUCAAUUUUUAGAGAACGACAUGAUUGAAGGCGCCGAGCAUGAUUUAGAACACAUGUUAUAUGAGGAAACGAAUGCUAUCGAUGUCGGCAAAAAGGAUGUAGAUACAUCGUUCUCGGUAUCUGAUGUAAAUAUAACUGUACAAAGCGAUACUACUACCAGUGCCGUAUCUACGCAUGUCGGUAUAGUAAAUGAAGUACAAACCAGGUGCACAAACAUCAAUAGAGACGAUGCUUAUUGUAAAAGUCUCGAUUUAAAACCUAUCUUGUACGAGCAAUGCUGUGAUUUUUCCUGCGACGUAAACGAAAACGAUCAAACCACCUCUAAAUUGUCGCAAUCUUGCCUUCCACAAGUCGAAAACGACUUGGAGCACUGUUCCGAGAGUAGCACAGAGGUUCCUAGCACGAUAGGAAAAUGCGUCAAGGUUUAUACGCCCAAACGACGUAAAUCUAUUGACGAAGUUCGUAAUAAGCUUGUACAUACACAAUGCAGUUUAGUGCCAACUCCGCCGUACUCCACGGAUUCCAUAGAUUUACUAGACGAGCCGUCCGCUAAUGAUGUACCGGUUACUUUAUUAACCUCUUUAGAUAUGGAAAGCGCCGAAUAUAUCUUAAGCUUGAGCAUGGAAAGCAUACAAUCGAUAGUAGGUGGUACUAUAAGCGAUCAGCAUACGGUGAUCGGAUGUAGAGGAGUAAACACCGAACGAGACGUUGCUAAGGAGCAACUAAAUUCCCCAACGAAUAAUACGGAUUACGCGAAACCGGUUCUUAGACGUAGCACGCGACUGAGUCAACAGGAGAAUGAUGAGACUACGAGCAAUGGUGUCCUUUCGGGAAGCUCCUCAGGAACCGAGAAGCCAUUCAAAAAGGGUAAUUCCCCCAAUGGAACGGAAUCAUGUACUAAAACAAAACGCAAGGGGAAGGAGGAUCGUAAGGUGCCGGACCAUAGCGUAAUACCGAGCGUAGUGCAAUCUAGCAAAAAGAACUCCAAUGGCAAAAAGACUAAUUCGAAAUUGAUAGUAAGAAAGAAUAACAAGUCUGCGUGCACAGUUACCAGCGGUAAAGAAAAAGAGGAGCCGAAACCGAGGGCGAAUAGGUUUAAGGUCGAAAACACAGAGAGGUCAGUAACAACAGAUCAACCCACGGCUUAUCACUCUAUAAAAUCCAAUGUAUGCAAGUGCAUUAGUCGCGCUUUGUGGGGCGACAUGUCCGAUACCUUGGAUUAUUGGGAGAAUGAAGCAGAUCUGCUUGCAUAUCCGUCCAACACUGAAAUUCCCUUUGCCGUUGGCUUGCUACCUUUACGGACUGCUUUGGAAAAAAUGCAAGCAACGCCGGAUUAUCAACCACGCAAAACACGUUCUUCAGUCGCGCCGAUAAAACAAGAGGCAAGUAACAAUCUAAAGCGGAAAUACUGCACGCCAUCCGACGCAGUAGUACCAUCGAAAAAACAAAACGGCAAUAAUAAUAACGAGAGUCCGAACACCGUAUGUCAUAUAGAGAUACGAACAGCACCGUCGCAGUGCAUGAAAAAUCGUAAACGUUUCCUUCCGGAUUCAAUUACGAGUCUGCCGACAAAUGAACCGACGUCGCAAAUGGCAAGUAAUAAUAUAGGUUAAAAUUUCCAAUAAAACAUGUUGGUUCAAAUAUGCUGUAUCGUAGUAGUUUUAAAUAUGGCAUUAAACGUUGGACAUAAGGCAGCAAAA